Molecule: messenger RNA, 1845 nt
Organism: Aspergillus glaucus CBS 516.65
Lineage: Eukaryota; Fungi; Ascomycota; Eurotiomycetes; Eurotiales; Aspergillaceae
Product: RNA-binding protein VTS1
Exons: 3
Coding region: 1-1845 (614 amino acids)
Biological process (GO): nuclear-transcribed mRNA poly(A) tail shortening; regulation of mRNA stability
Cellular component (GO): P-body
Molecular function (GO): translation repressor activity; mRNA binding; protein binding
Source: RefSeq, a predicted model, not a curated record
AUGGCCAGUCAUAUCAUUGGCAACCGCAACAGUACUCCUGACGCAUCCAAUUCAACCCUUCGUCCGCCGUCGUCUGCUCGCAACCUGGGUUCUCAUCAGCUGCGAGCAUCCGCCGAUAUGUCCGGGUUCCCCUCACCUUUGUCUUCCCGCAGUAUGCGUCCGUCAUCGGAGGUUUUCUACAACCAGCAGUCUCACAAUCAGAACAACAAUGAGGAUGCGCUUGACCGUGCGGGGCAGCAGUGGCUUUCCGACAUUGACCAGUAUGAGACUACUUUGGAAGAGAUGGCGGCAGCUACAUUGGAUCAGGAUUUUAAGGAUGAGCUCAGUGCCAUUGAGCAGUGGUUCCGGGUCCUCAGCGAGGCUGAAAGGACUGCUGCUCUGUACGCCCUGCUGCAGCAGACCACCCAGGUGCAGAUUCGUUUCUUCAUUCAGGUUCUGCAGCAGAUGGCAAAGAGCCAUCCUAUGUCUGGUUUGUUAUCGCCAGCCAACUUUGGCGAAAAGGACGCCAUGUCCAACCGCCUGAAUGACGCUAUGUCAAAGUUGAACGUCGACAGUUCUCGUAACUCCCUUGGCCGUCCUCCGCCGUCCCCAGGUGCCAAGCGCAACUCGGGUCUCGACUCCUCUACCAUCAAUGCGAUGUUCCCGGAUGCUGCUGCGGCCAUUGCGCGGAAGAAGGCCGAAUUCACCCAGCAAACUGGUAAUGCCCCUCCCUCGAACCGUAACAGCGCUGUUUUCGGGGACCGUACGUCGUUUGUUGCGCCUACGAUUUCCGCCCCCGACAACAACGAGGGCUUGGGCCAGCCGCCCUCUUCUCCUUGGACUCAGCGUGGUGGAUCUGACCAGCCACCAAUUGCUCGCCCCAAAUCCUCGUCUGGUCAGCAGCCCAUGGGGCAAUUCAGCCAGCCGUCUGCGUCUUCUGGCUUGCGAUCUCCCCUGCCCACCACCCAGACUGCCACGAUUCCUGCCCCUGACAUCGAGGCGCCUUUGCUGUCACCUUACAAUGUUGGAAACGCUAGCUGGGCAUCCAUGACCAACACCCCUAUGACUGCCACCUUUGGCGGCCAGCAACAGCAGCAGCCACAGCAGCAAGCUGAUAUGGUGGCCAACGCCACCGCAAUGAAGCUCGCUGCUCUGUCUACGGUGAACAAUCGCAUUGCAUUGGAUGAUGCCCGCAAAUACCGUCGGGCUCGCUCCAAUGAUGGACAAGGGAAGAACACGAAUGCCAACAACAACCAGAACAUGUCGCAAGGCCUUACUAGCCCCGGUCUUCCAGGACCAAACGUCGUCUCUGGGCAAUUUUUGAACCCUCAGCAACUUGCUGCAUUGCAGGCCCAACAGCAAGCUGCCAUGGCAGGGCGACGUUCUCGCCCUACAUCUCCUGGAAUCGCCAUGCAGGGUGGCGCUCUCGGUCCUAUGGGAUUCACAUCGCCGCAGAACAAUGGAUUCUUGACGGCCUAUGAUCCCAACAGCGCCCUCCUGGGUAACGGAUUAGGUGCUCUUGGAAUUGGACAGUUUGGCCUUGGUGGUCACGAAGGAUAUCUGUCCGACCACUCCGAGGUUACUCGUGGUCGUUCACCGCGCGGUCGCCGAGGUAGCUCGAAGCCGCCGGAGGACCCCACUGACCCGAGCCUCUUGAAGGACAUCCCCAGCUGGCUGAGGUCUCUGCGUUUGCAUAAAUACACCGACCACUUGAAAGAUCUCAAGUGGACCGAGCUGGUUGAACUCGACGACAAGGCAUUGGAAGAGCGUGGUGUCAACGCCCUGGGUGCUCGAAACAAGAUGCUUAAGGUCUUUGAACAAGUCCGCGAGGCCAAAGCGGAUGGAAAAUUCGAGAGCAAUGCGUGA